GCAGACAACGCUGCUGCUGUCCAAGCCGCCUUCUACGCGGAACCGGGACCAUCGCAACAUCACGCCUUGCGCUUCCGCGAGAACGCCAUCCGAUUUCUGGAUGCACAACCCUCACACCACCUCACACUCGAAUGGACACCGGGCCACAAGGGCAUACAAGGCAACGAAAGGGCCGACGAACUGGCCAAAGAGGGGACAGAACUCCGACCUGAGCACGACAUGCCGACGUUCACUGCGAUGCGACGCCUGGCAAAAGAAGCGACCAUCGCCACAUGGAAAUGCCUCUGGCAGGCAAAACUCAACAGAGAAGACGGCCGGUUCCGCAUAGCCAACCGCUUCCCCCCCACCCUCAAACCCCGACCCCAUUUCAUUGAAAACGACCGCGACAUCUACGGACGGAUGCUGCAGAUUCGCACUGGCCACUGUUUCGCCGGCGAAUACUACGCGUCCUUCGUCCCUUCGGAACCGCGCUCAUGCCCAUGCGGAGCACCAUACCAGACCCGAUCGCACAUUCUCGAACACUGUCCAAUAAACGAUCACGCACGGCACCUCCUGCACGAACCGGGCAAGGACAUCGCCCUUACAGACGUUCUGGGCACCAAGAAGGGACUCAAAGGCCUCGCCAAAUUCCUAAAGAAAACCAAAGCCUUCCGGAAG
Messenger RNA from Coniophora puteana RWD-64-598 SS2, 657 nucleotides. RefSeq lists its product as uncharacterized. The transcript has a single exon. NCBI's taxonomy places the organism in Eukaryota, Fungi, Basidiomycota, Agaricomycetes, Boletales, Coniophoraceae. The record is from RefSeq and is a predicted model, not a curated record. The annotation marks the transcript as partial.